AGCUCACACACGAGUUCCUUCAGAUUUUGGAGAAGACGCCCAGCAGACUGAAGAGGAUACGGAACUGGAGGGCCAUUCAAGCUGCUAAGAAGCCAAAGACGGACGGCUCAUCGGUGGAUAGCGCCUUCCAGGGGACUUCCCUUGACGGCCUCCCUGGUGUCACCAACUCCUUCUUCCCUUCCACCUCUGGAUCGGACUCUUCAGACAUCCCCUCCCUCAACAGCAUCACAGCCUCCUACAACUCCUACGAGCCGCUUAGCGACCACUCAAAGUCCUGUGGUUACGACCAGUUUUCCGAGCCUCACCCCUCAGACUUCACGCUGCUAAAACAUGAACACAAAGCCGCAGGCGGGUCGGGCGGUAAACACCAGCAGCAGCUCGGGACAAACGCCGCGGCUUUUCCGCGACCACAGAAAGUCUUGACUCUUGAAAAGUACAGAGAGAAACACUUGGCGUCGGAGCUGACUUUGCAGAACGGUGUAAAAGAGGAGGCGGGCGCGGACAUGUACGCUCCGCCUCCGACCGUGUCAACGCACCACCACAAGAAACGCUCCCAGCAGCAGGCCGGCCAAUCAGGCGACGGCCGGCGGGAGAAGUCCAGCUCCAAAAAGAGCCGGCUGCCCGCUGCGUUCGAGAACGGCUCGGCGACUAGCGAGGAGCUAAAGAUGAGGAUUAAAGUGUCAUCGGAGCGUCAUGGCGGCUCGGAGCAGGGCGGGACCGGAAAAGACAAGCACAAAGAGCACGGCGGCCACCGCCACUCCAAACACGGCCACUCGCACGCUUAUUCCAUCAGCGGGAACGGCCGAGGGACAAUAGACAAUGCCUCCUUAUCCCUACGGGCUACCGGUAGCCACGGCAACGACACAGGCUCGUCCAGAAAGAGGCCUCACUCCGAUGCAGGAAACCACAACCACCACCACUCGUCCAAGAGCGGCAGGAGCUCCAAAGGAGGCCUCGGCUCCUCCCACUACGCGUCUGAGAGCGGCCCGAGGAUGAUGGAGCACCACGGCCACGACGUCACCAAUGGCGUGCUGGCCCCCAACGGCCAACACACCGACUACAAAGACACUUUCGACAUGCUGGACUCUUUACUAAGUGCCCAAGGAAUGAACUUGUAACCCUCAGAGUCCGGCGUGGUCUUAGAUAAGGUAUCACCAUGUCCAAUAGAAUUUAAAAAAAAAAAAAGAAGACUUUUAUUCGUCUUAAGUUAUGAUUUUCGUCAUCGCCCUCAGUCGUGUCAUUGAGGAUUCUUGUAAAGCUGUCGGAAAAAUGUACAAAUUAUAUGCGUAGAGCUGUGUACAACUAGCUUGCAACAGAAAAAAAACCCCGAUGAGUUUUAAGAAUGUGGCUGAAAAAACGAGAUUUUAAAAAACCUGAUUUUAACACAAGGUGACAUGAUUUUAACCUGCAUGUUUCAGUCACAGAAGGGAAGUCAUAGCGAGUGUUUGGCAGCCAUCUUGACAGUUUACAAGUAUUACCUUUCCUUGUUUUUUUGUUUUUUUUUUACGUAUGUUUAAAACAUCAUGUUCCACUUUAAAAAAAAAAAAAAAAAAUCUCAGGUCUUGAAACUUUUUUGAUAUGAGAAUGAAUCUUCCUCUGUUUGGGGUUUAAUCUACCCGUAUCCAUGGAGAUGUUAUCACCUCGUCCGUUUGUUUGGCCAAGAUGGCGGGACAUGUGGUCUGCUUAUUUUUCCAGAGUGCAUCAAUGGUUCCAAAAAAAAGAAAAAAAAACACACACAAAAAAAAAAUCCAAAACUAACGUGAGACCGGCUCCAUUUGCUGUCUAUUUGCUGUCUUAUUGGGACUUCCAAGGCCGCACCUGAAUUUCAAUGUGCACUCAUUUAGAGCUACAAAUGAACUUCACGUUACAUCUGCUGUGAACGUGCGUUUAAGAUAUACCUGCUAAAUUAUCGGAGAAAAAAGAAACAGGCCUUGUGAUCGUACCUUGUCAAUCGCUAUUCAGUAUGAUUAAUGUUAUAACUAUCAGAAAAUACAGAUCUUUUAAAAAUAAGAUUGUGUAUAUAGGACUCUGUAGUUCAGGUUUUAAAAAAUGUUGGUUUAUUGCAUCGGUCCAAACCUUCCUCCAUUCAGUGUAUAACGAGAUCUUCAGCAGACUGUAUCGAUGAACAUAUCCAAGAUUUGUGUAUUGGAGCCCAAAUAAAGGUGUAAAAGUGA
Molecule: messenger RNA, 2174 nt
Organism: Labrus bergylta (ballan wrasse)
Lineage: Eukaryota; Metazoa; Chordata; Actinopteri; Labriformes; Labridae
Source: RefSeq, a predicted model, not a curated record